Molecule: messenger RNA, 426 nt
Organism: Didymodactylos carnosus
Lineage: Eukaryota; Metazoa; Rotifera; Eurotatoria; Philodinida; Philodinidae
Source: the annotation of a GenBank genome assembly
AUGAGUGAUACUUUAGUAGCAUUUGUUCAAAAUGGAAGUAUUCCUGAAUCAAGAAUUGAUGAUAUGGCUACGCGCAUUAUCGCACCUUACUAUCUUAUUGGACAAUAUCAAGAUUAUCCAACGGUUGAUCUUGACCGUGAUACCAUGGAAAAUAACUAUAUAAUUAAUCGAGAAGCCGGUCGUGCUGGUACGAUAUUACUAAAGAAUGUCAACAAUAUAUUACCAUUAAAUUCUUCCGUCAAUACAAACAUUUAUAUCUAUGGACAAGCAGCUAGUCAAACGAAUUAUGGUCUUGAACAAAUAUCAUGGAAUGCAAAUUGUGGAGGUGCAUUAUAUCAAGGUGGUGGUUCAGGUUUUGUUCGACCAGUCUAUGCUAUAGAUCCUCUCACUGCACUGAUGCAAAAGGGUCGAGAUGAUCGUCUUUAA